AUGACGGAUCCAAAUAGUUCUGGGUUCCCGCUUUACGAGAUACUUGUGGGUGAUGAUCCGAACGCGCAUCAAUAUGAUUUCGAUACCAAAAUGACCCUUUUGACGAAGUUUAAAGGCCACGUCAAGAAAGAGUUGCUUUAUAUGCCUGCCAUUCGGAGCUAUUUUAGCAGCCUGUUCUUUGUGCUGGGGUCUUUGUCAGAAACAGACAAGCUGUUAGUGUUGGCACACUCCUCUUUGUGCUAUUUGGUUAAGCGGGUAGCGAUGCAAAUGCCGAGCCAUUUCGAAAAUGCAGACUUUAUUAAAGAGCUAUUAAAUCAUCUUUUCCUCCUUGAAGAAGUGAACAAUGAUUUGCUGCAGAGAAAGAACGUCUGGACCAGUUCAAGUAGAGCCCUGGAGGCCGUUUAUUUGGUUCAACCAUUGCUAUUGCAAAGAUGUCUUAAGGAGUUGCUUAGCGAAUUAAAGCACAAGAGAAAGAUUCUUUUAGUCAUUGAUGAGUUUUUGCAGAUGACCAAGAGAAAUAGUUCAAGCAUGAACGAUGAUAUCCUGUUGAUGGAUAUUUUCAGUCCUGAAUGUCUACGAAAGCUGGCUAGGAGUGACGCGAGUGGUGCAAACAGCAAGCUGAUCUUGGAGAUUUUACGAAAAAACUUUCAAAAUGACGAUGAACUGAAGAAUUUCUCCCAACUCAUCAGCGAAGAGAAAAGCUCUUUCAAAGUACCGAUCUUUGACGUUGAACAGGAACUGCGAAAUAUUUACAAAGAUUUUGAACCUUCUGAGAAUAGUCCAGGAAGGUCCGAAGAAUUUAGAGACCGCGAUUUCACAUCGGCAGAUGAUGUCUCAGAAUUUUUGAGCACGUUAAUGGUGCCAUUCCAAAGUUUGAAGGAGACGGAGCAAAACUGGAAGGCUAGACAAUCCAAUUUGACUCAACUUCGAGAUUUAAUAAAUGAAAACGAUUAUGUCAAAGAGAACCCGCUGUCGUUUCUUUCGGCGUGUAAGGAAUUGCAGGUAAUCGAAUGCAUAGGCAAAGCAGUCGUAUCGCUAAGAACAACGUUGUCGAUGACCGCUUGUCAAUUAAUGAGAACUUUUCUGCAAACUUUCAACCAGAACAUAGAUCUGGCCGUUCUUGAUCAAAUAUUCAUGGUACUAAAAGGGUUGCUGUUAACUGCAAAGAAAAUAUCCUCUAACGCUGCAUUCAACUGUCUCAUCGUGCUGUUCAUUCAUACCGGGUUCCAUAGUAAGCUCUUCCAGAACUGUCUGAUGUUGAUAAAUGAAAAAUCAGUUUCGGCAAGAAGUUGUUCGGCUAUUUUACUGAGGAUCAUUCUUAUCAAAUAUACAGAACACAAAAAACUGGACAGCUCUCUGGUCUACAUUGAGGAAUGGCUGAAGAAAGGCAUAACAGACGCACAAACUAGCGUCAGAGAACCUAUGAGAGUGACUUUUUGGUAUUACUAUAAAGGUUUCCCCUCCAACGCCCGCAGUUUCCUUAAUACUCAGUUUUCGUCACAGUUGAAGAAGGCUAUUGAACUGUCAGUGCCGAGCCACUUAGGUAUCCGCUAUAGCAUAACUCAUUCAACAACCUCUUCGUCCUUGUCAGACUCUAUCAAUAAGUCUAAUCGCCAUCCUAGAAGAUAUCCAAGUUAUGCUAAACCUACCCAGUCCUCCAAUGCAUCAUUACUGCGAGUCUCAAACCACAGAUCAACAAGUGAAUUUUUAGCAAGUGAGGUAGACCAAAAUGCGCAACUGAAAAGAAAGAUCAGCGCUCCUCCAUCUUCAACAUCUCUGAAACGACCGAUUAAUACAAUGACUGAAAGGAAAACCAGUAAUUUCAACAGCGAAGUUGAAAGCUCAAUUCAGAUAGAUCUUACGGAAGACAUUUCCAACGGGAAUUCUAACAGCUUGAUAACCAAGUAUUUAGUUAAGGAGCCGAACUCAGAAGAUUUGGAGUGGAUGUAUCAAAGUUUGGCAUCAUCAAAUCAAGCCGCAGUGAAGGAAGCUCUACAGAUGCUGCAAAAGAAGUUAUUGACCGACAAUCCAGAAGGAAAGCAGUCAGUUGAUUUUACCAGGAUUAUUCCUACGUUGAGAAUGCUGAUCAUAAGAGCUCCUGCGGAACUGAAGCCUUUCUUGACAAUUUCCAGCUUUUGCCGAUCAAUACCUCUUAAUUACGUUAUUGAAAUUCAUGCCAUUAAUUUCAUGGACUUCAAUGAGCAGCUAUUAAACGAGCAUUUACAGGAUAAUAUUCUUCGAACAACUUCUAGCUUGAUUAUGUGGCUUCAUUCAAAUGCCUAUGAAAAAGAGAAAUUCGAAAACAGUGCUGAAAUAUCGUUGCAUUAUAUGAAGUAUAAACAAUUCAUCUACAACGUUUGUUUCCGAAUUUUGCGUUCUUUUCUGCAGAUGAAUGCUCAUCGAGAACCUAAUGCCCAAGAGAAGGAAGAAUAUUCUAAUAGUAUGCUGGCCUUAUCUGCUAUAUGGGGUCAAGAGUUUGAUGAGAGACUUUACUUCGACACGAUCUAUCUGUUUUACUCUCAUGAUAGAGAACUUUUUAAGCAAGCUAUGAAUCGAAUCGAUUCAGUCUCGAAAGUUGUUCAGAUAUGUGACAAGCUCGCCGCAAGAGACGGGGAAGAUGACUUUGAUUACGAGACAAUCAUUGGAGAGAGGGUCGCUAGCAGUCGAGUUACCGGCGCCAGUGAAGAGGUGGUUGAAGACCGAAGAUACAUGGAAAUGACCAUGGUUAACCCAUUUCGACCAAACCGAAGUACGAGUGCUGGUAGUGUCGUGCACCACAGAGCUGAGGUUCUAGGAGUCGAAGAUCAGGAGGCAAAAGAGGCAAAAAUCUCAGAGAUGACCAAAGUUGUCAGUGUAUAUGAAAUACCAUCUACACGAGAGAAGGAGACCAACAUCGACGAAGACGGUGACCUAAAAAUGUCGGAGCAAGAAGAUCUUAAUCUUAGUGACAUUUUCACACAUUCGGCUGACGAUGAUCAUUUUGGUGUGAAAUUUUCUAGGGAGCCUCCCAAAAUCAUAAAUCCUAGCACUAGUUCUUCCACAGCGGAUACGUCGUCAGGACUUUUCAAAGACACAACCACAGAGAGACACAGUUUUGGUGGAGAUAUUUCUAACGAAAGGGAUAAAUCUCCUGUUACUCCAUUGCCCGAUCAUGAAGCGAAGAUUUUGAGUCAAGGAAUCAAUGGGAUCGAUAUCACGCCCAAACUUGACGAUGCCAAAAACAAUGUUUCAUCCCAUGAAGAAUCAUCGAAAAUUCUCCGUAAGGCUAUCAAGGAUCGCAGUGUAUCUUUAGAAGAGAAAGUACUACUCAACCAUAUCUCAUCAGAUACUCUGACAUACUACGAGAUUUGUCAGCUUAGCGCGUUUACAGAUGACGCUGUACAUGGCAAUGAUCGUUUUAAACAAAUGAUGCAAGCGAUUGCAAGAAUCAAGAGAGGCUCGUUCACUAUAAGACACUUAACCAAUCUAGCAAUGCCCUUGGUGAACUUUUCUGUCAGUGAAGAUUUAAAAACAUGGCUGGAAACCGACAACGGAUAUGAGGAGUUGCUCCAGCUCGCAAUCUUUUUGUUAAGUUCGGAGGUCGAAAUGUUGUCCAUACCAAUGAACAUGGCAUGCAAAUGCAUAUUGUUGAUAGAGUGCCUAGUCUUGCUAAAUGGUCAUUUGGAUAACGUGGCACCGAUAACCUCUUUCGCAUUUCGGGACAUUUGGAACCGUCUUGUUGAGCUUGUCGGUAAGCUUACCGAUUACUCGAAUGAGAUUUAUGUUUUGCUUAAUGAUUUGAGAGAUUUGCUCAAUGAUGCAGAGUUCUUUUCCGCAACUGAUAUCACUACAAUCAUAACCUUUUUGGCGACACAGGCAGAAGAAUCUGGACCUAGGAUAAAGGAAACAUUCCUCAUAGAGACACUUUCCAUAAUAAUUGCAAAGAACGGUUCAGUAAUCAAAAAAAAUCAAUUCCCAGAAAUCAUCCAAAUGAUGCAGUAUUUUCUCAACAGUGAAUUCACCGAGUGGCGCUGCGCAAGCGCAUCUGUUUUAGCUGAAGUUCUGAAACACUUAGCGCUAACUCAAGCAUCGGAAAAGGACCUGGAGGCUGUGUUCAGCUCACUAUCUGAACAACAAUUUCGUCUGAUAAAACUUCUGGCAUUUCGGUAA
This is a messenger RNA of Torulaspora globosa, 4149 nucleotides long. It is a transcript of the gene STU1, whose product is annotated as Stu1p. The transcript has a single exon. Gene Ontology annotation, molecular function: microtubule binding. Bases 1 to 4149 code for a protein of 1382 amino acids. Gene Ontology annotation, cellular component: mitotic spindle midzone; spindle microtubule; mitotic spindle. The record is from RefSeq and is a predicted model, not a curated record. Lineage: Eukaryota; Fungi; Ascomycota; Saccharomycetes; Saccharomycetales; Saccharomycetaceae. Gene Ontology annotation, biological process: astral microtubule depolymerization; mitotic spindle assembly.